This is a messenger RNA of Ictidomys tridecemlineatus (thirteen-lined ground squirrel), 1818 nucleotides long. It is a transcript of the gene Clec17a, whose product is annotated as C-type lectin domain containing 17A. Lineage: Eukaryota; Metazoa; Chordata; Mammalia; Rodentia; Sciuridae. The record is from RefSeq and is a predicted model, not a curated record.
GCAUCCUGCAAAAGACGACAAGUCAGGGCCACCCAGCUGAGCUGCGCUGGAUCCCCAAGUCGCAGAAACCUAGAUGACACAUGCAUACGGUUGCCUUAAGUCACUAAGUUUUGGGGUGACUUAGGACACAGCUGCAGAUGACUGGUGCCGGGUCCUAGCACUUCGUUAUGGAAUGUGGGAGCACUUGGCCCCCCAUUUCCACGUCUGGCUGCAAACGUCACCACCUCCAGGUCACUAUGGAGUGACGACGCGGUCACUAUGGAGAAUAAAGUGUGACAAGCCUUUUCUGGCUCAUCCCGGUGUCCCCUGACUGGCUUAUUGCCCCUCCUGUUUAGGUCAGAGGUGCAAGGAGGGAGGAGAUUGGCCACUUUCCACCUGGCCUUGGCGCCCAGCUGUGGGAGAUCUGAACUGGGGAGAGAGAGCAGCUUAGGCGGGUUGCAGGGGCUCCUCUCAAGACGGAUUUGCAUGCAUUUGACUUCUAAAGAAAGGGAACUGAGAGGGGCCUGAGCAGAAGGCACACAGGUCAGGCACUGCCGGGCACCGGGCGUCCCUCUCCGGGUCCUGGUGUCCUCUGCAGCCAUGAGCACCCUGUACACUAACACCGGGCGCCACUACCCACCAGGUAGGGCCCUCGCCAGGCCUGGGCUUGGGGUGGGGACCCCGCAUCCCCACCCUGGGGCCGUCUGGAGCCAGAGACCAGGCCCCGGGGAGGAGGGGAGGGUGGCUGGACUCUGACUCGCCUUCUCUCUGGGAGGGACCACAGUGGAGGAGUCUGAUGGUGACGGUGAUGACUACGAAAACAUGGCGCCACCCUACAAGGACCUUCCUCCCAAGCCAGAUUCCAUGGCUCCCCCGCGGCCUCCCAGGGCAGGAAAGAAACCGGAGACCCCUCCCCUCCCCAGCAAGCCCCUGAGGAUGACAGCCCUGGACCUCCCGCCUGUGCCCUGCAAGUCUCAUCAGUUGGGCGUUGAUCGGGAGCCUCCUCCUGUCCUGCCGUCCCUAACCACCACUCCAGUGUCCUGGCUCCAUCCGAAGUCCAAGAGUCCUGGGUGUCACCAGGAGGAGAGGCUAAAGGUGUACCUGUGUCUGCUGCUGCUGGGGACGUCCCUGAUCCUGAGCUGCCUCAGUCUGACUGUGACCCUGAUGAAGUGUGAGGAGGGCGGGGCCGGGCCGCGGGGAGAGGCUGGGGGCGGGGCCCGGGAGGACCUGGGGUCAGGCUGGAUCUUCCUCACAGACCAGGAGGUGGUGGAGAGGCUGGGGGCGCUGACCUCUCAGCAGGCGGCCUGGCAGGUGAACGUGACUGGCAUGGCGGGGCUGGCUGGCCUGAAGAAGGACAUUGACCGUGUCAGAGCAGACACCAACCAGUCCCUGGUGGAACUUCGGGGUUUGUUAGACUGUACCAGGAUCACCUGCCCCGAGGGCUGGCUCCCCUUUGAGGGCAGGUGUUACUACUUCUCUCCCAGCACCAAGUCAUGGGACGAAGCCCGGAAGUUCUGCCAGGAGAAUUACUCUCACUUGGUCAUCAUCAAUUCCUUUGCUGAGCAUAAUUUCGUGGCCAAGGCGCACGGCUCUCCACGGGUGUACUGGUUGGGGCUGAAUGACAAGAACCGAGAAGGGGACUGGAGGUGGCUGGAUGGGUCCCCUGUCACGUUAAGUUUCUGGGCCCCACAGGAGCCCAACAACAUCUACGAGGAGGACUGCGCCAGCAUGAACAACGGCGGCACCUGGAACGAUCUCUCUUGUGCCAAAACUACGUAUUGGAUUUGUGAGCGGAAAUGUUCCUGUUGAACCCGGGGCUGAAGCUAGAGGGGCGGAGAA